UUGGAGUUGGGGAGGUGUGUGUGUGUUGGGGGGGGCAGGGCAUUGACUGAGAAAGAGAGAGCGCCGAGAGAUUCGCGCCUCACAUUUGUGCCAGGCGGCCCUGCGGAGAGGACCUGACAGGGAUCACCGUGCGCGUUGGCUUCUGUGAAUUUGCACGUGACCGGAGGGAAGGGGACAAAGAGAAAGACGUCCCAAAAAUAGUCAGAUCCUUCCAGGAAACCCUGCAUCACUCAUCAGGAGGACUGAGCAAGAAAGCCCCUUUUAUUACUGGUGAGGGAGAAGAUUCGGGAUAUUCUCACGUUGGCAGUGAGGGAAAAGAGGAGAGCAGAAAUGGCAAGUGCGAUCAUGAGAAGAAACUCCAACAAGCAGGGUCUACAGAACCUGCUCAGAGUGACCGCUCAGCGAAGCAUGGAGGAUGCAGAGGAGAUCGAGCGAGAGCGGCGACGUCGAGCUCGAGAGUCCAUCAGGCAGCGCAACAGCCAGAUUGGCACCGAGGAGGCAUCGCUAGAUGGAGGGUCUCCAGCUGACGAUAGCCCGUACGAGAGCAAGGUGAAGCCCAGCUGCCAGUCUGCCCUGGAGGAGGAUGAGGGCUUCAGUGACUGGACCCAGAAGUUGGAGCGGCACCGGCAGCAGAGGCUGGAGGAGCAGAAUGCAGCUGAGGAGGAUGAGAGACGUGGCACGAGUGGAACUGCCACGGUUACAGAGGGGUGGCAGCAGCGGCGGCCGCACUGGGGCGAGGAUGAGGACCUGGGGAGGAGGGAAAGCGAGAGCAGUCGAAGGAGGAAGGAGCAGGAUGAAGAGGAACAGAGACAGGAGGAGCUGCGGAGACAGAGGGAGAGGGAACGAGAGGAGGAGGAGAGGCAGAUUGUCAGGAAGCAAGAGGAGGAACAAAGAAGUAUUGAGGAAAAGCCAAAUGAGAAGAGGAAAGAGAUGAAGAUCUCCUACACCUCCAAGGUCUUCCUGCAGCAGGAAACAAGGCAUGUCCACACCAACGGGGACACAGCCAGUGUGGAAGAGACACCGCUCAUGAAAACAAAGCGGUCCCCAAGGAGCCUAGCACAGGAGCAUGACGAUGAGGCAGAGGUCUUCCUGGAGACAGAGCAGAAGCUGGAGAAGAUCCGGCGCAGCCACCAGGAGAAGGAGAGCCAGGAGCUGGAGCAGCUGAGACAGCGGCAGGCCGAGUCUGAGGCAGAGCUGGAGGAGCUCAAGAAGAGGAGAGAGGAGCGGCGGAGGAUCCGUGAGGAGGAAGAGCGUAAGAGGGAGGCUGAGGAGCAUCAGCGGCACAUGAAAGAGGAGGAAGAGAGGAAGCAGAUGAAGGAGGACAUCGAGAGGAGGCGCAUGCAAGCAGCGGAGAGGAGGAUGAAGACUCUCAGCGUCUCCAGCAACGAAGGCGAUGAGCCGUUCUGCCCAUUGAGCCCCAAGAGCCCCACGUUUAAGAAUGAGAGUGAAGAGAGGGUGGCAGCAGAAAAUACCUACUCGAUCACCGAGAGGACUGAAUCUCUGAAUCGAUCCCUGAAGAAAAGCAACAGUAUUAAAAAGACUCAGCCCCCGGUUCUCGUUACCAAGAUCGAUGAUCGGCUUGAACAGUACAGUCACGCCAUUGAGACCUCUACCAAGGAAUCCAAGGGAGGCAAGCAGGUUUUGAUGGACAUUCCCAGCCCUCCAGAACCCGUCGCCUCCAAAAAGAACCUCUUUGAGGCUGGGGAGGCCUGGAGUCAAAACGCCUUCAAAGGCACCCCAUCUAAGGAUGCAGAGGGUCUGAAGGUGGGCGUGGCCACCCUCAUCAACCAAUGGGUCAAGGGGAACGUGGAGAGCGGCAAUAAGGGUGCCCCCGCCAAGUCCACCGACGUGAAAGCUGGGGAUGUUUUACAUAAAAAGAACAUGUGGGAGACCAUUGGAGACACCUCCUCCACUGGGAAAUGGACACCAGGGAGCAAGGGAACUCCGUCAGGGAAAAGGUACAAAUUCAUUGUGACAGGCCACGGAAAAUACGAGAAGAUUCCAGUCAGUGAUGACAAUCACAGCGAGUACACAAAUGGGAAAUCAGCUAAUAUCUACCAUGGAGAUUCCUGAAAAGUGGAAGAUGGAAACUGAGUCUUAGCAAGACAACAAUGUUAAUUUAUGGUGUUACUGAUUCAGACUAUAUUUCUGUGUCCUGUCUAUGGACAUUGUCAUGUCCCUCCUGCCAGUUCCUACAUCAGUAGCACUUUUGUUAGAGUGGGACAAGGCUUCACGGAUACCUUCUACAAACGGAUCCCUUACCUUCCGCCGCAGUGCUAUUUGCUGCUUAGCUACAUGCGUACUGGCUGCCUUAACUGCGAACGUGCUGAAGCUCAUGUGAUAAACUACUCCACCCUUCCACCGCACUGUAUUCAGUUAUUUAGUUUAAACCUGUUUACUAGGUUUUAUGUAUAUAAAGAAUAUCCUAUUUUUAUAAGUAAAUUGUGUAAGUAAAUUCCUUCUUCAGAAUUCAUCACUAAAAAUGUGGGGUGGAAUGGGUUUAUAUAUUGACAAAUUUAAAGACCCACCUAUCAGUUAAUAUACAUAACUGUGCAAAAAGACAUACAUUCAGCAUGCAAACAGCUUUCAUUUUUAAACAUUUUUAUUCAGUGAUGAAAAAGUGGUCCUUGUUAUCCCUCAUUUAUAGGUUUGUAGGGCACAUUCAGGGCUUCUUAGACUCUUCUAACUAUUGUAUUCCACAUUAACCCGGAAGCCCAUGUGCAGAGUCCUGACUAGUUUUUCUUUUAUUUUACUUAUGUGGAGCUAUUUAUACGGUGAAGUGGGUACUAUUCGUAAAAACAAAUGUCUCUUAUAGGUUUUCAAUGCUAGUCCUACCAUCCCUGCAGUAUUCUAGGAGUGCUUACUCAGUGGUUAUAUGAGGGCCAUGCCAGGGGUGUGUCUCCCUUUGAGCCUACCCCCUGAAGAUGAGUGGGCGGAGUUAAUCAAUAACACAACUCCACCCUCAGCCUAUGUAACUGCUCCUAAGAUUUUCAUUUCCAGACUCAUGUUAGAUGAUAUAUUUUUGUAUCGCAGUGCUACUUCUGCUCCGAGCUUCACACUGGAUGUUUUUUUUACACUAUAAAUAUUUGUAUUCCACUUUUAAAAUGUAAGUUUGUUAUUGUUUAGAAUUUUAUUUUACAGCACAUUAGAAAUUUUGAAUGAUAUUAAAUCUCGACUAAAAGGUAAAUCUUAAUUCUUCCGAGGAUGUUAGUUUAGUCAGCAUUCUAUUCUGUGAUCUAUUGCUUGACUGUUUUUUUUUCUAACUGUAUACACAGCAGCAAGCAGAAAUUAUGGAUUUUUU
Scleropages formosus (Asian bonytongue) is the source of this 3301-nucleotide messenger RNA. RefSeq names its product lymphocyte specific protein 1 a (gene lsp1a). The coding region runs from base 331 to 2073 and encodes 580 amino acids. Gene Ontology annotation, biological process: signal transduction. The transcript is spliced from 14 exons. The record is from RefSeq and is a predicted model, not a curated record. Lineage: Eukaryota; Metazoa; Chordata; Actinopteri; Osteoglossiformes; Osteoglossidae. Gene Ontology annotation, molecular function: actin binding.